Aureobasidium melanogenum CBS 110374 is the source of this 2514-nucleotide messenger RNA. Its product is annotated as Metallo-hydrolase/oxidoreductase. The record is from RefSeq and is a predicted model, not a curated record. The coding region runs from base 1 to 2514 and encodes 837 amino acids. Gene Ontology annotation, molecular function: RNA binding; 5'-3' exonuclease activity; RNA endonuclease activity. Gene Ontology annotation, cellular component: mRNA cleavage and polyadenylation specificity factor complex. Gene Ontology annotation, biological process: mRNA 3'-end processing by stem-loop binding and cleavage. NCBI's taxonomy places the organism in Eukaryota, Fungi, Ascomycota, Dothideomycetes, Dothideales, Saccotheciaceae. The transcript is spliced from 5 exons.
AUGGCCACGAAACGAAAGCUCGACACGGCCACGCCCGAGCCCGAAGAGCCCGUCGACCCCUCUGAUGAACUGAUGUUUCUGUGCUUGGGGGGUGGAAACGAGGUCGGCCGCUCGUGCCAUAUUAUACAAUACAAGGGCAAAACCGUCAUGCUCGAUGCUGGUGCUCAUCCUGCAUACGACGGCCUGGCCUCUCUUCCCUUCUACGACGAGUUCGACCUGAGCACCGUCGAUAUUCUUCUCAUUACCCACUUCCAUCUGGACCAUGCCGCCUCGCUACCCUAUGUCAUGGCAAAGACAAAUUUCAAAGGGCGCGUUUUCAUGACCCACCCGACCAAAGCCAUCUACAAGUGGCUGAUGCAGGACUCGGUUCGCGUACAGAACACUCAUGCAUCUGCAGAGCAGCCAACACAACUCUACACUGAAGCCGAUGUUCUUUCGACUCUUCCCAUGAUCCAGACCAUCGCAUUCCACACUACACAUACUCACGCAGGUAUCCGGAUAACUCCUUAUCCAGCUGGUCACGUCCUCGGCGCAGCCAUGUACGUGAUUGAGAUUGCUGGACUCAACAUCUUGUUCACUGGAGACUACUCGAGAGAGCAUGACCGUCAUCUGAUUCCCGCCUCGGCUCCAAAGGGUGUCAAGGUAGACGUUUUGAUUACAGAGUCCACCUUCGGCGUUGCCUCCCACAUCCCGAGACUGGAGCGAGAGACUGCUCUGAUGAAGAGCUUGACUGGUGUCCUCAACCGUGGAGGACGUGUUCUUAUGCCUGUCUUCGCUAUUGGCCGUGCACAAGAGCUUCUUCUGAUCCUUGAAGACUACUGGAACCGACACCCCGAGUACAGGAAGUACCCCAUUUACUAUGCUAGUAAUCUAGCGAAAAAGUGCAUGCUUGUCUAUCAAACCUAUAUUGAUGCCAUGAACGACAACAUCAAGUCCAUGUUUCAAAAUAGGCUUGCUCAAACAGCUGAUGGCGGCAGCGGUGAAGCCGGCACUGGAGGUCCCUGGGACUUCCGCUGGAUUCGAAACUUGAAAUCACUCGACAGAUUCGAUGAUGUUGGCGGAUGUGUCAUGCUCGCAUCUCCCGGUAUGCUUCAAAACGGCGUGUCUCGCGCUCUCCUUGAGCGUUGGGCACCUGAUCCGAAAAAUGGGGUCAUUGUCACUGGCUACAGCGUCGAAGGCACUAUGGCGAAGAUGAUUCUCACCGAGCCUGAAAGCAUCCAAGCCGUCAUGACUGGCAAAGUGGGUGGUAGAGUGCAAGGUGUAGGCAGCCGAGGCAAGCCAGGUGCCGAAGGAGAAAAAGUCAUGAUACCUCGAAGGUGUACUGUCCAAGAGUAUUCCUUUGCAGCACACGUUGAUGGAACAGAAAAUCGCGAGUUCAUAGAAGAAGUUGCAGCUCCUGUUGUGAUUUUGGUACAUGGCGAGAAGACAAACAUGAUGAGACUCAAGUCGAAGCUGUUGUCUCUCAAUGCAAACAAGGCAACACCAGUCAAGGUCUUCUCCCCAGCAAAUUGUGAAGAACUUCGAAUUCCAUUCAGACAGGACAAGAUCGCCAAAGUGGUUGGUCGACUCGCAAACCAAAUCCAGAUAUCAGCAGCCCCACCUUCUCCUCCUACUUCUUCUGAUGAAGACGGUCUAAGAGACGAGAAGAAGUUCAAGACGACCAAUGGGGAUCAGGUAGUCUCGGGUGUCUUGGUGCAAAAUGAUUUCAAACUCAGCUUGAUGGCGCCAGAGGACCUGAAGGAAUAUGCUGGAUUAACAACCACAACAAUUCUUUGCCGCCAAAGGCUGACACUUGCAGCUGCGGGUCUUGAUCUGAUUAAAUGGGCUCUGGAAGGCACUUUUGGAGCCAUUAAGACAAUUUCGUCGUCUCGUGAAGAGGCAAAGGCAGAGGCCAAUGGAAACGGUGCAAAGGUUGAGGAGGCCGAUGAGGAGCUAGAAAGACAACAGGAGACCAUCUUUGAGGUUAUGGGCUCAGUCAGGGUCAGGGUGGCUGAUCGUGGAGAGGUCGAAGUCGAGUGGGAAGGCAACGUUGCUAAUGACGGAAUUGCCGAUGCCGUGCUUGCUGUUCUGUUCACAGUCGAAAGCAGCCCUGCGGCUGUAAAGCAAUCAUCGAGUCCCCAUUCACACAAUCACCACGAACACAAGCGUAACCUCCACGCACAUAUCAGCCCGUCGGAAAGGCUCUCACGUCUAUGCAUGUUCCUCGAAGCUCAAUUCGGCGAGGAUGCCAUCACACCAAUCUCGAAGCCCAAACUCAACAUCCUCGACGACACUAGUAGCUCUGACGAUCCUAUAGCAGUAGAGAAAGCCAGGGCUCAGCUGGAAAUGGCAGAGCUGGAACGCCUGCAUAGAGCAGGCAUACCUGUGCCAGGCCUGGAGAUCAAAGUGGACAAGAUUGUAGCCAAAGUUUGGCUUGAGACGCUCGAAGUAGAGUGUGGCAUGCGAAGCAUGGCCGACAGGAUCCGUGCCGUGGUCGAACGGGCUGUUGAGGUUGUUGCUCCACUAUGGGAAUGA